Molecule: messenger RNA, 630 nt
Organism: Neltuma alba
Lineage: Eukaryota; Viridiplantae; Streptophyta; Magnoliopsida; Fabales; Fabaceae
Product: DNA-directed RNA polymerases II and IV subunit 5A-like
Exons: 4
Coding region: 4-630 (208 amino acids)
Biological process (GO): transcription elongation by RNA polymerase I; tRNA transcription by RNA polymerase III; transcription by RNA polymerase II
Cellular component (GO): RNA polymerase II, core complex; RNA polymerase III complex; RNA polymerase I complex
Molecular function (GO): DNA binding
Source: RefSeq, a predicted model, not a curated record
AAGAUGGUAGUCUCAGAGGAGGAGCUCAAUAGACUAUUCAGAGUCAGAAGGACAGUGAUGCAAAUGCUGAGGGAUAGGGGCUACCUCGUUACAGACUUAGAGAUUAACAUCUCCAAGAAUGACUUCAGGCUUCAAUUUUCUGGGAACGUAAGAAGGAGGGACUUUGUUAUUAAUAAAGCUAAGAAACAGGACAGCUCUGACCAGAUCUAUGUUUUCUUUCCUGAGGAAUCUAAGGUUACAUCUGAGACAAUAAGGACAUACGCCAACCGCACUAAAUCAGAGAAUGUAUUCAGAGCAAUUUUGGUUGCUCGACAGAAAUUGACUUUCUUUGCCCAGAAAUCUAUUGCUGAAAUAUCUUCAAACAUUCACUUGGAGUUCGAGGUUUUUCAGGAGUCAGAACUGCUCGUCAACAUAACAGACAAUGCCCUUGCUCCUCAACAUCAGGUGCUUACUGACUCAGAGAAGAAAACCUUACUGGAGAAAUACACCGUGAAAGAAACUCAGCUUCCUAGAAUGCAGGUCACUGAUCCAGUUGCUAGAUAUUUUGGAAUGAAACGUGGACAAGUUGUAAGGAUCAGCCGAAAUAGUGAAACUUCUGGCAAAUAUAUAACCUACCGAUAUGUUGCAUAA